Nelumbo nucifera (sacred lotus) is the source of this 2655-nucleotide messenger RNA. Its product is annotated as cyclin-dependent kinase F-4. The record is from RefSeq and is a predicted model, not a curated record. Gene Ontology annotation, molecular function: ATP binding; protein kinase activity. NCBI's taxonomy places the organism in Eukaryota, Viridiplantae, Streptophyta, Magnoliopsida, Proteales, Nelumbonaceae. Gene Ontology annotation, biological process: protein phosphorylation.
UGAUUUAUAUAGGACCCUCCGUGUCCUCGAAGAGAAGAAGGUACCUUUUAGUUUUUAUUUUGGUGUUUGUUUUGGGUUCUUCGGUUGCAGAGAAGGAGCUCUGGAGUCGACCUUUGCCUGUCAGAGGCGAGGGAGGUUAUGCCGUUAGGCUUAGAGGUGGUGCCCGACUUUGAUCUGAAGGGCUUGCCUUUCUCUUUUAAGAUAUGGAGCAAGUGUGCCUUUCGUCAAAUUGCUACUGGUGUGGAGUCUUGUCAGUACAGGAGGUUCUCGAUUUGCGGUUUCUCUUGUUUGGAGACUUUUUUCUUGUUUCCUUUGUCAACUGCACUUAGUGGCCAUCUGCCUUUAAAUGAUCACUAUAAGAGGCCUUAUGCAAUUUUUUUCUGAGCUUGGUGUUGGACCUAUAUUGAACUUUUAUAAUGUGUUACCAACACAACUUUGGCUUGCAACAUUUGCAGAAACAUUUUAUCAGGGCUGGAGUCUGCAAGUAAACACAUGAAAGUUUCUUAGACAUUGACUAGUAGAUAAUUUCCUCCAAUCCACGUGGACUUGGUAGUUUUUCGCUAUUUCUUUGUCAUUGCUCCCGAUCGGCACCGGGUUAGCAUGACAAAAUACAUAUUAGCUAAAGAAUAUGUGAAGAUAUUCUACAUGGAAUAAAAUAGUACAAUGGUUUAAUUUCUUGUACUACUUACAUUGAAGUGUCUUUCAAUCGAGGAUCUUAAUAGUGGGUAAAGACAUCUUUUAUGUUAGAUUGAGUUUUUGAAUUGGUGGCGAGAUGCAGUACACCACACAACCUUCCUUGCCAUUUAUACCUGGUUAUAUUAUUGGAGCUGUGGUAUUAGAGUUUUUGGGUAAUAAGGCUUUCAAGCCUUUCCAUCAGGAGGAUGUUUGUUCGAGCUGAAGCAUAAUAUAUUGUCAAAGUUAAUGGUGGAUUUGUCUUGAGAGCUGUCUAUAUUUCUAUAGCUACUCUGAAGUCCAUUGUUCAUAACAUAAUCUUCAACUUGAAUGCGAGACAUUGCACCCAUUAUCCCUCAUUCUCUACGUGAAUAAGAGCACAAGCUUUUGAAUUCUGUUUGGUGUUGCCAGUGCAAAAUGGAGCGGUACAAGAUAAUUAAAGAAGUUGGUGAUGGUACAUUUGGGAGUGUCUGGAGAGCUAUAAAUAAGCAGACUGGUGAAGUUGUUGCAAUCAAAAAAAUGAAAAGAAAGUAUUAUUCUUGGGAGGAGUGUAUAAAUCUUAGGGAAGUGAAGUCAUUGCGGAAGAUGAACCAUCCCAAUAUUGUGAAGCUCAAGGAAGUCAUUAGAGAAAAUGACAUCUUGUACUUCGUUUUUGAAUACAUGGAAUGCAACCUAUACCAGCUUAUGAAAGACAGGGGAAAUGUUUUCUCUGAAGCUGAAGUGAGGAAUUGGUGCUUUCAAGUAUUUCAAGCUCUUGCAUAUAUGCACCAGCGUGGUUAUUUUCAUCGUGAUCUGAAGCCCGAGAACUUGCUUGUCACAAAGGACAUAAUCAAAAUUGCUGAUUUUGGUCUUGCACGAGAAAUCUGCUCUGAGCCACCUUAUACAGAAUAUGUCUCAACUCGCUGGUACCGAGCCCCUGAAGUUCUUUUACAGUCAUCUAUGUAUGGGGCUGCAGUUGAUAUGUGGGCUAUGGGUGCUAUAAUGGCUGAGUUGUUUACUCUCCGUCCUCUUUUUCCGGGCUCAAGUGAAGCAGAUGAAAUCUACAAAAUAUGCAGUGUGAUAGGGAGUCCAAAUCAGAGUUCAUGGGCCGAGGGACUUCAACUUGCAAAUGCGAUCAAGUAUAAAUUUCCACAGUUUCCAAGCGUCCAUCUUUCUGCUCUGAUUCCCUCAGCUAGUGAGGAUGCGAUUAACCUCAUAACAUCGCUUUGUUCCUGGGAUCCCAGCAAAAGGCCGACAGCUGCAGAGGCCCUUCAACAUCCUUUUUUCCAGAGCUGCUUCUACAUUCCACCAUCACUUCGUGCGAGGGUUGCAGCCCCUAGGACACCACCUUCUGUUGGAUUAAGGGGGGCUCUGGAGCAGAAGAGUGCUAGGAAGUAUUAUGGAACUUUAUCAAACACCAAGCCUCCAACCAACUUCUCUUCUGCAAAAUUACAUGCUUCUUUAAGCACAGGUGUGCAGAGAAAGCUGGAAAUGAAUAACCUGGAGGCUAACAAGAAUGAUAAAUCGGUGAAGAGCUGUGCCAAACAACCAAGAUACAGACCACCAGCCAGGAACAGCCCGACUUCUAUCUACACAGGCAAAACUGGACGUGGAGUUUCUGAUACGGCUGAGAAGUUGGCGCAGAUGACAAUUGGUUCAGGCAGGCAGCCUGUUAAACAGCCACAAACACUGCCAAUGAAGGCUGGUGGGUGGCAUGGCCACACUGAGUUCCUUGGACGAUCUCACGAGAUUCCAUCUGGCAGAAGUUAUUCCCGGAAGGUUGCGGGAUAGAGAACAAGACGACGAACUGUUUGGAAGAUUUUACCAUAUGUUUAAUUAGGCCCUACUGCUUGGGUCUUGAUUUCUCUCGUUUGCGUACCUAAAUAAGAACUUUGUGUUGUGUUUGACAGACACGAACUUGAACGUGGGCAUUGUGGUGUUCCGUUGUCACUAUUUUAGAUUUUACUUAUAUAUACAUGUUCUUGCCGAAAAUAUGGUUUUUCC